GGUACGUGAUGUUGUUCUAGUGGUAAAAAAAAUGUUAAUUUCUAACAAUUAAAUAAAUUGUAAAUAACUAAAAAAAAAAUUGUACUAAAAUGAUAGUAGAAUUAUCAACAAUUCAUCUUUUUAUUUUUCUAUUUUUUCAAAUAUCUUCACAAGAAUCAGUGUUAUUAGAUGAUAUUAUUAAACAAAUAAGGGAAAAUGAAUUUGAACCAUAUCAGACAAUAAUAAUGCAUGAUGGAAAAGAAAAGAGUAUUGAAAUUCUAAAUGAAAUAACGCCAAUUGCCUUAAAGGACACACCAAGUUAUAAAUUUGUUGUACCAAUUUUAAAAAAAGAAGAAUCCCUUGAAAUAACAUUUCAAACAUCAAUUUUCAUGGUAAUUUUAAGUUGUGGAUUUGUCAUUUUUAUUUGGCUGAUACUUUGGUUUUUAAAAUUUGACAAAAGAUUUUUACAAUUUUUACAUUAUUUAGAAUUAUUAUUGGGAAUUUCUGUACCAUAUGAUGUGAAUAAAUUAACAGAUAGAAUAAUUUUAAUAACAAUAUUGUUUGGUUUUUGGCAAUUUUCAUCAUCAUUGCAUUCAAUAUUAACAUCGACAAGUGUUAAUAAAGAGAAUGAUGAUUUAAUAAAUACACUUAAAGAUUUAAAAGAAUCAACUUUAAUACCAUAUGUAUUUCCUGGUAUUGAUUAUUAUUCAAAUAAUACUGACAAUGAAAUAAUGAAAAAAUUAAUUGAUAGAUCAAAAAAUUAUACAAGUGAAAUUGAUUGUAUAUUGGAAUUAAGAAAAAAUAAAAAUAUUGCAUGUUUAAUGCUCGAUACAAAUGCACAAUUACAAUUAUGGAAAGAUUUAGAUAAAAAUGGUUUACCAACAGUGAAAAUAAUUGAUGAAGUUAUUGCACAAGAUACUGGAUUUAUAAUUUGUGAAUUAAAUUCACCAUAUAUUUUUGAAUUUGAACGUCAUAUGGGAAAAAUAAUACAAAGUGGUUUAUAUUAUAAAUGGUUGAAUGACUAUUUAAAUGUUACACUUGGAAGGAGAGAAAUUAUUGGCAAUUCUUUUGGAAAUGAAGAAAAUGUUUUAGAACUUUCAUUAAUUAUCAUUCUAGCUGUGGGAUUUACAAUUUCAAUUAUUGUAUUUUUUAUCGAGUUACUCAUUAACAAUAAAAGGCAAUUGAAGACUUAUUUUACAAUGUUGGCGAACACGUGCAACACGACAAGAUAAGAAAAGUUAAAGAAUGUUGCGCGAGAGUUGAUGAAAUGCAUAUUACGCCUCGGGAGAAGAUUUUCAAGAGUACGAAGAAGAAAAAAAAAAAAAAAAAAAAGGAUUAUCACUUUUGUUAUAUUCAUGUUUCAUGGAAGAGUGAAACUUUCUCAAGAUUUUCCCCGUCUUCAUUCAACUCACAUAGAAUAAUAGAAGAACUAUUUUGGACUUUUGAAAAAGAAGAAGAAGAAGAAGAAAAAGAAAAAAGAAGUUACUCAGAUAUAAAUGAUGAAUGUGGAUGAUAAUAAUAAAAGCAGCCAACAGCAUUCGAGUGAUAUUCUCCCAGUUUCACAGUCCUUUUGGAGUAUAAGCAAUUAUGGCAAUGAUUGCGAUGCCAAUUCGGUGGCUUUGAUUGAACAUUACUCUCAAAAUGGAUCGUAAUUCUACCGGAUAUAUUUCGGAAAUUGAAAAUGGACCUUGCAUUUACUGCAAAAUUUUAAUGGAUGAAAUAAAAUAUGACUUGUUCGUAUAAUAUAAAUAUACUUCACUUAAAUU
Messenger RNA from Leptopilina boulardi, 1745 nucleotides. RefSeq lists its product as uncharacterized. The transcript has 3 exons. NCBI's taxonomy places the organism in Eukaryota, Metazoa, Arthropoda, Insecta, Hymenoptera, Figitidae. The record is from RefSeq and is a predicted model, not a curated record. The coding region runs from base 90 to 1211 and encodes 373 amino acids.